AUCGCCGACAAGGGCGCUGUGCGCACGUUUACGUUUAUAUACGCGCGUGACAAUUAUACCAAUCGGAUAAGUGCAUUUUCUCUCCCUCUCUUUCUCUCUCGUUCUCAGUGUUUCUCGUAUAUGAAGCAGGUGUCUUUGGAGAUUUGUCAUCGUCUCGACUUAUACGCAAGAGGACGAGGCUGGACUAAAGAGGUGCCAAAUACUCAGUUGAAUAUUGACAUUCCUGUCAGCAUCUAAAAAAUGAUAAACUCCACCGCUCUGUGUUUAUUAAUUAUUUUAAUAUUGGGCAUUAUCAGUUACGGAGGAGGAGCACUUCGCGUACGACGUUUGAUCGGUGGAGCAGUCGCUUCCAAAUCUGAAUUUCCUUAUCAGGUAGCCUUAAACUACCCCAACAAUACGCACAUCUGCAGCGGUGUGCUUAUUAGUGACAGUUACGUGUUGAGUGCGGCGCAUUGUGUAUGCGAUGUGAUAAAGGAACCCUCUGAAGAACUUAACGUACUCAUUGGAAGUGUUGAUUACAGAAAGGGUGAAAUCUAUACUGUCAAGAGUGUCAAAUGUCACCCUGAUUAUGUAUAUGGAGAUAAAAGAUCUUGGGUAGCCGAUCUAGUUGUAAUCAUGCUUACUGAGAAAGUUCACCUAUCAUCUCACGUUAAACCAAUUUCCUUGGCAACUUACAACACAAUCAUUGGAGAACGUGCCGUUAUUAGUGGGUGGGGCAAAACUCACCUAUCAAGUUCGUUGCCGUCACAAUACUUGCGAAAGCUUUCGGUGUCAAUUAUCGACAAUAAAGCGUGUCAAAAGUAUUACAAAAAAAAAAAAAUAAAAAACAUUUUUAUUCUUAGCUCGCAAAUUUGUACAUUGGAAAGGAAAAAUGUUGGCGUCUGUGAGGGUGACAGUGGUGGUCCAUUAGUAUACAAUAAUAAAUUAAUAGGCAUAUUAUCAUGGGCGACACCAUGUGCAAUCGGUUUCCCUGAUGUUUUUAUUAGAAUCAGCUAUUUUACGGAUUUUAUUACACAAGCGAUGCGUGACCUUGAUCAGAGUAAUGAAGCAAUAGUAAAUAUACAGAGUAAUCAAGUAAAGUAA
Molecule: messenger RNA, 1083 nt
Organism: Camponotus floridanus (Florida carpenter ant)
Lineage: Eukaryota; Metazoa; Arthropoda; Insecta; Hymenoptera; Formicidae
Product: chymotrypsin-2-like
Exons: 5
Coding region: 241-1083 (280 amino acids)
Biological process (GO): proteolysis
Molecular function (GO): serine-type endopeptidase activity
Source: RefSeq, a predicted model, not a curated record